Yamadazyma jaroonii is the source of this 924-nucleotide messenger RNA. Lineage: Eukaryota; Fungi; Ascomycota; Pichiomycetes; Serinales; Debaryomycetaceae. The record is from the annotation of a GenBank genome assembly.
AUGGGACAUCCAGGAAGACCAAGACGUCGGAAUAAAGUACCUGUGAUUCAGAAUCAUAUCCGUCAGCCGCCACCACCACAACAGCAUGUCAAACAACCAGUGAAGGAAGAACCAACCAAUUCAUUGCAUGAUGAAUCUGAUUUAAUAUCGUUCAGAAACGAUGCGUUAUCAAAGUUAAUUCAAAACCAAGAGUUGUUGGAAAUUGUAACAUCUAAAUAUAUUCAUACAUCUAAGAUUAAACCACCAUCAUCAUUCCCAGAACAUGCCAAACGACCACAAGAAUUAAAUGAUCAAGAAUUAACAGCUUAUUUGAAAACCUUAGGUCCAGAAGGUACAUAUUUUGGAGAUUAUGAAGUAAUGAAAUUCGUUACUAAGAAAUUGACACAGGAAAGCGAAAACCAACAAGAAGUCAAAGUAGAGUUUUCCGAUGAAUACACUUUCCAAAAGAAUGCUGUUGAAAGAAUUGCAAAAUUAACUGAAGAUUUGAAUGAUGAAGAUUCAUUGAAUAAAUUAGAAGACGAAUAUAAUCAGAUUCUCAAAGAAUAUAAAGAGAAACACAACAAAACCUUGCUUAAUAUACUGGGAUACAAAACAUAUUCAGUUAAAAAUCCCAAUGUCCAAGAAGCUCCUAAAGAUUAUAAUCCCAGAUCGAUAAACUCCAUGAUUAAUAUAAACCAAAACCAACCACAAAAUAAUAUGAAUAAUAUGAAUACCAACAUGAACACAGAAUUCGAUAAUAACUUUAUGUUUCAAAAUAAUAAGAAUUUAGAUGAUAUAAAUAACUUAUUUCAAAGACAAUCGAAUGAUAAUAUGGUGGAUGAUAUGGGAGAUUUAAUAAAUUUUCAAGGAGAUGAAGGAGAUAUCAUUGAAGGUGGAGCUUUUGAUGAAGAUUUCUUAAGUCAAAUAGAUCAUAGUAUGGAAUAA